AUGAUCUUCCCCUCCAUCUUCCUCGCCAUAUUCGUGAUGGCCUGCGAAACCAUUACAGCACCAUACAAGUCCUCUACGGUGCUCGACAUCAUCCAAAGCAGGAUAGAGAAGAAGAUACCAGCAAACUCCAAGGCUUCUUGCUCAGACGUUCGCUUCUUCGGCCCGAGAGUCCUCGUAGAAGAGGGUAGCAAGAAGAAGGAUUCAACCCCCUAUCUCGUGGCUAAGUGUGACGACGGCAAGGGAGGCCAAAUGUGCUCCUGGAUGCCCCUGACCGCCUGUUUCGCAAACGCCCACGGCGAAAUAGUUUACCGGAGAUACGGCGCAUUCUUCAAGUCUUGCGUGGAUUGCAAGUAUGAGAACGUUGGCGCAAACAUGAAAUGCGAAUGCCAGGGUCCCAAAGGCUCGGUACAGGCCAGCAUCAACUUGACUGUGUAUUUUGUUCUGACAGGCAAGAGAAUCAACACCACGAUGAAGUGCUUCGUAGUACUCCUCGCUGCCACAACGUUGGCAAUGACAGCCCCAGCCGACCUCGAAAAGUCGAAGAAUGACGACAACUUCCUCCACAACUGCGAUUUCGUCAACUUCGGUCUCGGCGACAAUGACCAGAACCCUUGGAUCCACUACUCGUGCCCCUUGAACAAACCACCCUACAUGCAAUGUUCCCGUCUGGAACUCAACGACUGCAUCAUCAACGAUCACGGAGUCCUGCGUGGACAAGAAAAGGGAGGGUUCGCAAAAAGCUGCAAGGACUGCGUCUACCUUCACGAGAUUGGCAACCUCGUCUGCCAGUGCGCAUUUGGAAACCCAACCCAGUUCCGCGAGACCCAUAGAUACCUUGACCAGGAUGUGUGGCUCUCUGGCAGUAAGCUAGGUUGCUUCGGAAUGAAGUCUAGCAGCAAAUGUUGA
Colletotrichum costaricense is the source of this 906-nucleotide messenger RNA. RefSeq lists its product as uncharacterized. Lineage: Eukaryota; Fungi; Ascomycota; Sordariomycetes; Glomerellales; Glomerellaceae. The record is from RefSeq and is a predicted model, not a curated record. The transcript has 5 exons. Bases 1 to 906 code for a protein of 301 amino acids.